CCUAAUUCCGUUAGCAUACGGCGACAUUUUUUUUUUCCCAAACCCUUCCCAUUCGUAUCCAGUUCUUCUUCCUGCCGAGAUCUCCGGCGAUCGCCGCCGGAGAGAUCUCCGGCGAUCACCACGCGGGAUCAGAGGGGACGGGAGCCGCUGCGGAGCCUCGCCACUCCAUGCCGCAGCACACCACGAGCACGGCGGCGGUCAAAAGCGCGGCGAUGCACCUGCUGUUCGGGCUCUACAUCCUGAGCAUCGCCGUCGCCUCCGACCUCUCGCAGGCGGCCGCCGACUGCUUCCGGCCGUCCACCUUCAACUUCGCCACCGCCGAGCAGGAGGGGAAGGGGGGGAAGACUGUCGUCCUCGCCCACUCGCCGCAGCCGCCGAUCGUCCUCGUCCACGGCAUCUUCGGCUUCGGCAAAGGGAGGCUCAGAGGGCUCUCGUACUUCGCUGGAGCGGAGAAGAAGGACCAUCGCGUUCUCGUGCCGGAUUUGGGGUCUUUGACCAGCGUUCAUGAUAGGGCACGUGACUUGUUCUAUUAUUUGAAAGGAGGGCAAGUAGACUAUGGAGAGAAGCACAGCAGCAUUUAUGGCAAUUCCAGAUUUGGGAAAAUUUACGAAGAAGGUAUCAAAAAAAAUUUUAAAAAAAAAUCAAAAGCGAAAGAAAGAACGAGGCUACCCCAUUUGUUCCCUGUCUCUCUCUCCCUCUCUAUUCUCUCUUCCUUUAUAUCUCCAUUCGAGGGUUUCGUUUUUGUAUCCUAA
This is a messenger RNA of Ananas comosus (pineapple), 752 nucleotides long. Its product is annotated as lipase 1-like. NCBI's taxonomy places the organism in Eukaryota, Viridiplantae, Streptophyta, Magnoliopsida, Poales, Bromeliaceae. The record is from RefSeq and is a predicted model, not a curated record. The transcript is spliced from 3 exons. Bases 168 to 752 code for a protein of 194 amino acids.